Molecule: messenger RNA, 2886 nt
Organism: Diaporthe batatas
Lineage: Eukaryota; Fungi; Ascomycota; Sordariomycetes; Diaporthales; Diaporthaceae
Exons: 5
Coding region: 1-2886 (961 amino acids)
Biological process (GO): DNA replication initiation
Cellular component (GO): DNA replication preinitiation complex
Source: RefSeq, a predicted model, not a curated record
AUGUCCACAAGAGGUUCGGACGCGUCACGUCCCCCUUCACGAUCCAAGCCUGCAGUCAUCUCGUCUUCCGCAGCCGCCUCACGCAUCACGUCCCAAGAUGACGCCCUGAUCCUCAGCUCACAAAAGCGGAAGCGCGCUUCUCCUGUCUUUGCCCUGGAGGAGCUUCUCAAACCAUAUAUUACAAUAAAACCCCAAUUCUGCAUCGGCUCCGACUCAGUUCAACCUCCUGUUUUGAAGCCACUCAUGCUGCUUCCCCGCGAGCAUCUUGCGUUGUCUGCUCUGGACUUAUCCGCCCCAAAUGGAGAGUUCCCAAGUGGCCCAGGCCGUUUCUUCGAGUCGCACAUCCGAGUACUGGAUCUUGAGGGUCGGUUGCGCCAGGCACCAAGCGUACUCAUCGCACGCUCCGACGCUACCCGCAAUGUUUAUGCCAUCGAACGCCACCAGACCGGCCUCUAUGUUGUUUGUAAGCUCGGCUCCUGGGUUGCCGUCGAGAAACUUAGCCACCUUGCCGAAGCCUGUUAUGAGCAGCGCUGCCGUCCAACCCAGGCGGCACGUGGCGGUGUGGCGGAAGCUCCAUCAACCACGCCCCAGUUGCACCAUGAGAGCAAAAAGAAGAGGCUCGCGAUAGAACAGAUUCAAUCCAUGGUGCGAAAGCGCCCCAGGACUGUCUCUACAACUACGACACCCUGCGAAUCACAGCAAGACCAGAGCCAGAGCCAGUCCCGGGCAGUGACGCCUACUGUAACACUUCCUCUGGAGGACCCUUUCCGUGCACCACCUCCUGAAGGCGGCAUGAGCGAGCCGCCACCACCGUACAAAAGUCUUCAAGCUGCCGUAGCAGACUCAAAUGCUGAUAUGCAGACUUCUGCCGAAGAUAUAUUCCAGAACAUCAGAUCCCAAUAUCUGGAGGCUCUGUAUCAUUCAAAGGGCUCGUUGGCGUACUUUGCAAAAGGCCCGCUAUCCCGAGCACGCGCAGCCUUCCACCUGGACUGUGACGCCAACCUUGAGAUGGACGACCUUGUCGAAUUCUUGAAGAGCCUCACUGUGUCAACGAUUCAAAUCGACAAGAAGUUCCGGGAGACAUUGCCAGAACUUGUCAAAGACAUAAAAUUACUGGCCGAGAGCUGUGCCGAGGAUGAGCCACGGAAGAAACGCAGAAAGCCCAAGAAGAUGAAAAUAGGUAAAGACGGGCUAUAUCCAGGAGAGGUCGACCAUGUGAAGAGAUGGUGGAGGACACAUCAAUUCCUUGUACGAGAUCGCGAUGAGGCCGACCUCAAUCCACAGGAGGUUAAGUAUUACAUAACUUGCCUCCGGACUCGGGAAACGCAACUGCAAAUGAUCCUCAUCCUAGAAAUCCUUGCGCUGGAAGCCCUGCAUCCGGUUCAAGACGCACGAGACAGUCAGUUGCCGGGGCUGCCAUUCGGAGACACACCCAAGAAGACGACCGAACCUACUCCAAAGAAGCGACAUAAGCACAACUUUUCGACACUAGUCGAUAUUCAUGCCGAUCGACUGUGCAUCUGGCAGUCCACUACGCUAGAUGAGAUGCAAAUGAUCGCUGCAGAGUCGCAAGUUAAGGACGGAUCGGAAACACACAAGCCUGUGAGGGCGAAUUCCGAUCCACUGAAGGACUUUUGUGUAGACAUCUUGCUGCCGUUCUUCGCUGGCCGACUUCCUGAAUUGUGCGAGUCUUUGAACCACAAACUGGGAGGCCCGGUUGUCGUCUCUCCACCGAAACCCAAAAAGCGUCUAGUUUCGACAGCUGCGAAGGCGGCAGCUGUCCCCGGUUCUCUCGCCAAGCGACCGGUCCCGACCAGCGCACCCAAGUCACUGGACAAGAUUUUCUCGCAUGACCAAUUGAGGAGAAAGGCAUCUCGUAGGCCAACUGACGUGUUGGCAAGAAUGAGGUCUGCGACACCCGCUACCAUCCCAGGGCUGAAGCGCGAAGCAAGCGAACCUGCUCCAUUGAGUGCGAUACCAAGUGGAGACAAGCCUUUGAAAGAGAGACCCCGGAAUGUGUUGUCCAGGAACAUUUUAAAUGUCACUAGCGAGGACUCGAAGGCUCAAAAGAAAGCCAAGAUGGAGGCAGAUCUCAAGGAUGCCAUCAUGGCCUUGAAAAAGCCCAACAGACAACUUGCGGGUAAAGCUCUUGUCGAGGAAGCCGAGAAGCGAAUAGGUUCAUCGAGCUCGCCUCGUCCGCGAAAGCCAAAGAACCCCACUCGCUUCAGCGCUGGCAACCGUCCACAGGCUCAAGUACAAGUCAAGGCUACUCCAGCCAACUACCGCUUCAAAGACGCUGUGUCGACAUCAGACAAGCGAAGUUAUGGCAGUUUCAAUAUUGCCCCACCAAGGCAUCAAUUGGAAGAGAUCCCCUCAAGCUCCAUCGUCCCUUCUACAGCACCUAGAAAUGGCCUGAGAGACGGCCUGGAAGCAUUUCACAUAGCAAGCACGCCUAUUGCGAAUAAGGUGCAGGCAAAUGCCGUGCCAGACUCGGCAGCGCCUCCAAGACCGAACAUCAACGAUCCCUUUGCGCAACCCUCAUCACCACUAAUGUCCAAAAGGGCUGCGCCGGGCCCCAAAACAUACCUCGAGGUACCGAGUCUCGACGCCGCUCCAUCAUCCCCCAUUCUACCACGUCUAUUCGCAACGCCUGUAAAGCAGAGACCGCCGAGCGACACGGCCUUGAUUAACGAUACUGUUACGUCUACACCUCCAGCACCUCGACAUGCAGCUACUCUGUUCGCCACUCCCGCUAAGAAAGCCCCAACAUCUGCACCUCCUGUGGUAGCAGAACCCACAAAAUCCAACGAGCCCAGCAAAAUCACGGGACUGAGUAUCUACCAGCAGCUGGGCUGGGAUGAUUAUGACGUCGAUGACCUCGCAUGA